This is a messenger RNA of Hydatigera taeniaeformis, 1983 nucleotides long. The record is from the annotation of a GenBank genome assembly. Lineage: Eukaryota; Metazoa; Platyhelminthes; Cestoda; Cyclophyllidea; Taeniidae.
GAUGAGAUGAAGGCGCGUGAGUCUGUGGCGACAUCGGAGGCGAUGAAGCCAGUGGUGGAGCAGACUGCUUUAAGGCUUAUCUCGGUUUCUACCCCUGCUUCUGCCGUGGAUUCUAAUCAUCUCGUUGUUUCUGUCGGAUGUUGCGCUCUUGCUUCUAAUGCUAUGGAUGUUGGCACAAACUUGAAUAAGGACCGUAUUCCUCCACUAACUUUACAACCGUUUGACUCAACUUUCCUCUCCUCUGCUGCCGACUUUCUUAUCUCCGGUGGCAGUGAGAAACCUGAUAAAGAAUGCGGUAUAUCUUGCGCAUCUCAAUCCCUUCUCUGUAUUGCCGCUUGCCUUCAUGGACAAUUGCAACGCUAUGCCCGCCAGGCUUUGGAUUGCUCCCAAGAAAAAUCUCUCAUUGGUGAUGAGGCUGAACACGUCAUGUCAAGUUGGUCUGAUUUCUUUGACAAACUUCAGAAAAUGUCAUCUACUGAGGUGGAGCCGUUGCUUAAUGCCAAAUUUAACCGGAAGCCGAAACUCUUAGACCUUAUAUCUGCUCCUACACCUCGUAAUUUCCACACCAAAGUUUUUUCAGGACACGCUCCAGAACUCAACCUAUUGAACAAGUUCUACAGCCAAAGUGAGCCUGAUUUACACCAUUCACUGGAGCGAGAAUUACAAAGACGUAACCUCAUUCGUUCUUUGGACUGUUUUUUGAUGUGUUUGUUGAAAUAUGCAGGUUACCACAAGGAACCCUCUUUAUUUCCCCUUGCAACACUGGCUGAUCAACUAUCCAAGUUGCGAUUGUGGUUGAUUGAUGACACGCGUCGACCUUUCAGUUCUCCUACGAUGGCAGGAGCAUCGCAUCCUUCCACCAAAUUUGAGAUUUCUUCCACAGAGCUGUAUUUACGUAGACUUCUCAACCUUCGCGACACUGAAGUACUCUAUCUUUUGAACAACCUUCCUGGUGGAGAAAAGUUCAUAAAUCACUCAUCGAAACCUAACGUUUUCCCCUCACGAGAUUGUACCGAAGCGCAACUUGAGUUGAUGUCUAAUUGGGAUAUGGUCCAACCUAUUGAUCCCUCAUGCCUACCGGUCUACAGAGUAAAGCUUCCCCAGCUUGGUGAAGUCUCAUGCACAACAACUGGUCACCAUUCUGAAGCACCUGCAGUUGAGGGUCUUCUAUCCUCUCCAAAUGAUGCAUCAAUGCAUCUGUCGCCAUCACCUUCGGAAGCAAGUCAAAAUUCCCUCACCGAUGAGUCCAUAAGUGAAAUUAAGGUACUACUUCGUAGGUGCUGGAUUCUUUUGAAAGAAAUGGUAUCCACAAUAAAGCGUGCCCCGCGACUCGAGUUAUUGCGAACUCGGGCAGAUGAGUUGCUAGAUGCUAGUCUUCGUCUGAGUCGUUUCUUUAAUGGAGAGACCAGUGCCUCUACGGAAUACGCGGCUAUAGUAGAUACCGUCGCUCAUGCUGAUUUUAAGAGAAUUCCAGAUUCUCCCGGUCUGCCACGCAACUGGUCCAGGGCCCCUAUUCAGGAACUGAUUUGGGCUAUUGAGACACUGGAUGAUAUUGAAGAGUUGCGUUCAUUAGCACACUUACUGACUCAACAAUACAAUGCCAUCGGAACUACUUUGGAGCAACAACUCAAUGUAAAUCGGGAUCUCCGUAAUCGAUUACGGGAGGCUAAUAAUCACCUGGCUCGCAUCUAUCUCAGCAUUUCACAGGGCAGUCAACGCUUAGCUGUGAUGACAGAGCGUCUCCUGAUAGAGUCCCAAAAGCAUGAUGAAGUUGACUCCACCUGCGAUGAAGUCAUCCCACCGAAAUCCUAUUCUCAAAACCCUAUAUCAGCAGACGAUAUCAAAGCAUGUGCUCAAAGUGGACCGUCUGAUCUAUCAACACCGGCAACUUUGCCGCUGUCUUCGCAGAAGGCCAAGGGUCAUGGAAAGAUGACGCUCUUGCAUACUUUUCGACAAGCUAUGCGGCCCAAGUCUAAAAAGUAA